CAAUUUAGUUAUCACGAAAUGGGGACUAGAGACCUACCAGCUAUGAUCGAUUAUGUACUUAAUUACACAAAACAAGAAACUUUACGCUAUAUCGGCCAUUCGAUGGGAACAACCGCAUUAUUUAUUUUAUUAUCUAUGAGACCCGAAUACAAUGCAAAAAUAGAAUUGGGAAUCUGCCUUGCUCCAAUUGCCAUUUGGAAAGAAGUGUAUCCUUCACAAGUAUUUAAAUAUGUUGGUAAUGAAGAUAUUAAGACAUUAUUACCGGAAAUGUCUUUGUAUAUUCCGGGUGGAUGUUCCAUGCAAACGCUACAUCAUUAUUACCAAAAUAUUAUUACAGAGAAAUUUCAAGCUUACGACUAUGGAUAUGUCGGCAAUUACAAACAAUAUGGGCAGAUAACACCUAUAAUGUACGAUCUAACAAAAAUUACUGCACGCUUGGCUUUAUUUUACGGCGCUAAUGAUUUUUUUACUUCAAAAUCG
This is a messenger RNA of Wasmannia auropunctata (little fire ant), 480 nucleotides long. RefSeq names its product lipase 3-like. The annotation marks the transcript as partial. The record is from RefSeq and is a predicted model, not a curated record. Lineage: Eukaryota; Metazoa; Arthropoda; Insecta; Hymenoptera; Formicidae. The transcript is spliced from 4 exons.